AUGCCGAGUCAUCUCGUCAAGCUCAACGAUGGCACUUACAUGCCCAAGAUCGCUUUCGGUACAUGGAGACGCGGGAACGGGCAGGGUGCCAUCGACAUCGUGAACGAAGCCCUGAGCGCCGGGUUCACCCAUAUAGACUCUGCGCAAGCAUACGGGAACGAGGCCGAAGCCGGCGCGGCGAUCCGCGCAAAUGGACUGAAACGCGAAGACGUGUACAUCACUACGAAGUUCUCCAGCCGCGCGGAUCUCGAAACGUCUUUAAAAAACAGCUGCGAAUAUUUCGGUGUAGACUAUGUCGAUAUGUAUCUCAUCCACGGCCCCAAGCAUGCGCAACCGGAUAUUCCGACGAUCUGGAAGAAAAUGGAGGAAAUCCAAGCAGACGGGCUGGCAAAGAGUAUCGGCGUGAGCAACUUUAACGUCGAACAGCUCGAGACGCUCCUUUCCUCGGCUACGACCAAACCAGCGGUUAAUCAGAUCAUGUUCUACCCGUACAACCUCAAACAGCAGGCACCCAUUCUUAGUUUCUGCACUAAGCACGGAAUAGUCACUCAGGGAUAUGGUGUGAACAUACCGCUCAUCAUUUUUUCCGGCGGGCCAGUUGAUGAGCCACUGUAUGCCAUCACGCAGCGUUUGAAUGCGAAACCGGAGCAGGUGUUGCUCGCGUGGGCGAGGGCGAAGGGCGUGGUUGUCGUGACCUCUAGCACGAAGCGCGAGCGCAUGGACACAUAUAUACAAGCUGGAGAUAUCGAGCUGACCGAUGAGGACGUGGCUGCAAUCGACAAAGCUGGAGAGGCGGGACCUCCAGAGCUGCAGCAUAGUUGAUUGACCUGCACGGGGUGAGAUCUUCCAUUCCAACUAAUGAUAAUCAUGUCCUUGCAAUACGUUCUUUGUGGAUCUGAGUUGGCGCUCGUGGCCUGUUCUACGCAUAUCAGAACAGUCCAGAAUUGCUUCGACAGGGCUCUGUGGUAUAACAUAGCCACCAGAAUCGAAACUUGCUUACUUGCAUGAGCUUUUUUCGCCUUCUUUGCUCGGUGUAAUUGUCUUAUUGCCGUACAU
Molecule: messenger RNA, 1056 nt
Organism: Laetiporus sulphureus 93-53
Lineage: Eukaryota; Fungi; Basidiomycota; Agaricomycetes; Polyporales; Laetiporaceae
Product: Aldo/keto reductase
Exons: 10
Coding region: 1-822 (273 amino acids)
Cellular component (GO): cytosol
Molecular function (GO): aldose reductase (NADPH) activity; oxidoreductase activity, acting on NAD(P)H as acceptor
Source: RefSeq, a predicted model, not a curated record